This is a messenger RNA of Caenorhabditis bovis, 1365 nucleotides long. The record is from the annotation of a GenBank genome assembly. Lineage: Eukaryota; Metazoa; Nematoda; Chromadorea; Rhabditida; Rhabditidae.
AUGAUUCAAUGCCUUCUCAACAAUCCGCCUUUAUUGAUUAGUAUUAUCGUGUUCGCUUCAGAAUGCCACUAUUUCCUCUAUUCUUCCAAAUAUUUGCAGGUGUUCUUCGAUGAAUUCCAUCUACCUCCCGGUUACUUGAAAAUCGUGCAGCUUCUAUUCCUGGUAUGGAACGCCAUAAAUGAUCCCAUCAUGGGAUAUAUGCAGGAUCUCGGAUUCGCCGGAAUGGAGUGGAUUAUGGACAGACGCAAGGUGAUACUGUACGCAGGACCAGUUUUUGCCGCUUCAUUCCUCUUGUUUUGGUUCCCUUGGUCGACAACUGUUGGCUGGAUCACCGCCCUUCAUUUGCUCGUCUCAUUGUUCGUCUACGACACACUGUUCACCCUGGUCCUUUCGGCCUACUGUGGAUUAUGUGUGGAGAACUCGACGACGCACAAGGGACGAGUCCGUGUCAUCGUCUAUUCCGAAAUGUUCAGUGUGUUGGCCGGAUUUUUGAUAUUUCCCAUGGAAAUCAUGCCGCAUAGCAACGAGAAUUUUUGGAUGUUUCAAUUGGCAUGUGUGGCGAUUGCAAUCGUUGCGGGAGCCCUCAUGAUCUUCUCAGGUUUGUCGUGGCAAAUCGCCAGAGAACCUCGCUUCAUAUGCCUCGUCGGCGCCCAAUUUUUUCGAAUUCUCCGCUACACCGCUAAUGAGAAUUUCCUUAUCGUUUUCACCGAAGCGCUGCUGGUCCGCGGCGGAUUUUUUGAGAAGGGUUCGAAAUUGCUCGGAGGAUUUUAUAUUCUAGCGCGAUCGCUUGGAAGUAUUCUGUUUCUUUCCCUCUGGUCGCCAACGAACAAAUAUGGAUCGCAAGCGAUCGUUCAGUCUCUGUGCAUCGUCUCAGUCGUCAAUAUCGCGUUCCUGUUAUUCGCCGGUGUCGAAAAUCUGUGGGCAAUUGCAAUUUUCAUAGUCGUUGAAAAUGCACUGUGUCGAUGCGGAUGGCAGGGAUUCUAUAUGAUCGUCGCUGGUGAGGUCAUCGAUACGGACAUGAAAGAGAACAAUCGAAAAAACCCCUUUUCUACAAUCAUCUUCACGCUGAAGGCGUUGUUCAACAAGCCAGCCGAUCAGAUCGCACCUGUCAUGGUCCUCGCUUUCUUCCUCGAACGAGGUGGCUAUCCUGAACUGACUCCGACUUGUUCGACAAUCAAUACUAUCCAUCGCUUCAAUUCAACGAGCACCGAAUUUCCCGACGCGAAUUUUGAGAAUUGCACGAAUUACACGAAUUGGAUAUUUUUGGCGUUGGCGUUGUUCCCAGCGAUUUGCACCAUCGGCGAAUCUCUAUUUGUACUUUUUGACCAAAAUUGGAAACGAACGCAUCAUAGCGAGAAGCAAUAA